GUUCCCGCCUCGCUUUCGCUGUCGCAGCUAUUGCCCCGAGUUUGGUGGCUCUCGUGUCGUAGCUGGCUCUGCGACGGCUGGGCCCGAUGGCGCCUCAGCGGAGGGGACCACCCAGAAUUCCCGAGGGAAGUAGUGCUGCAGAGCGCCGGCGCGCGACCAGUACCAAGAAGGACCGGCUGCCUCGGGAGGCACAGAGGACAUGGCUAAGGAUUGUGGCCUUUGGGGUCGGCCUUGCUCUGGUCACAUGUCUGCUCUGGAGUAGUGUGGGGAUCGAUGAUGAUGUUGCUGAGGUUGUGGCCCGUCGUGGUGAGGUCCUAGAAGGCAGGUUCAUUGAGGUUCCCUGCUCUGAGGACUACGAUGGUCACCGAAGGUUUGAAGGCUGUACCCCCAGGAAGUGUGGCAGAGGUGUCACUGACAUCGUCAUCACCAGGGAGGAGGCGGAGCAGAUUCGCAGAAUAGCAGAGAAAGGGCUCUCCCUAGGUGGAUCGGAUGGAGGGGCAUCUAUCCUGGACCUGCACUCUGGAGCCUUGUCUGUUGGGAAACACUUUGUGAACCUGUAUAGAUACUUUGGAGAUAAAAUACAAAAUAUCUUCUCUGAGGAGGACUUUCAGUUAUAUAGGGACAUUCGGCAGAAGGUCCAGCUCACCAUCGCGGAAGCUUUCGGCAUCAGUGCAUCCUUGCUGUACCUGACGAAGCCCACAUUUUUCUCGCGAAUAAAUAGCACAGAAGCCCGGACAGCUCAUGAUGAGUACUGGCACGCACACGUGGACAAGGUGACCUACGGCUCUUUUGACUACACUUCGCUGCUUUACCUAUCGGAUUACUUAGAGGACUUCGGUGGAGGGCGCUUUGUGUUCAUGGAAGAAGGGUCCAACAAGACAGUGGAGCCCAGAGCUGGUCGAGUCUCAUUCUUUACCUCAGGCUCUGAGAACCUGCACCGAGUGGAGAAAGUCCUCUGGGGCACCCGCUACGCCAUCACCAUCGCUUUCACCUGCAACCCGGACCACGGCAUCGAGGACCCAGUACUCACGUGACCAGCUAGGUCAGGUCCUGAGUACCAUGUCCUGUCAGAGAAGGCACUCCUAGGCCGGGUGGAGGGUGUGUUCAUCUCUCCCACUUCAGGCCAUUGCUGCUGCUCAAUGUGCCUUAUGAAUUAUCCCGAGUCUCAACCUGCUGAUGUUUUAAUCCUUUUGUCUGAGAGUAAAUCAAGGAAGGAGCCUGUUACCCGAGUAACAGCUAACCC
This is a messenger RNA of Mus musculus (house mouse), 1243 nucleotides long. RefSeq names its product 2-oxoglutarate and iron-dependent oxygenase domain containing 3 (gene Ogfod3). NCBI's taxonomy places the organism in Eukaryota, Metazoa, Chordata, Mammalia, Rodentia, Muridae. Gene Ontology annotation, cellular component: membrane. The transcript is spliced from 9 exons. Gene Ontology annotation, molecular function: L-ascorbic acid binding; iron ion binding; oxidoreductase activity, acting on paired donors, with incorporation or reduction of molecular oxygen. The record is from RefSeq and is marked provisional. Bases 87 to 1034 code for a protein of 315 amino acids.